Molecule: messenger RNA, 885 nt
Organism: Enterobius vermicularis (human pinworm)
Lineage: Eukaryota; Metazoa; Nematoda; Chromadorea; Rhabditida; Oxyuridae
Source: the annotation of a GenBank genome assembly
AUGCAUGACGAGGAGAAAAUCCACAGGAACAAGCUUCCUGGCAAGACCUAUAUCAGCUCUCGUGUCGACUUGGGCGAAGGAGAAAACCUGCGCAUCGCGUCGAAGGUCAUCGAUUCAGAGGGCUUGCACUAUGCGACGGUGAAGAAAGAGGUAGUCCUUCGGCGAACAGAAAAGGGACGAACCGAGAUCAUUGCAAAGUUCCUUGAAUCCACGAGGGGCCUGAGCGUAGUCACUCUUCAGGCGUUCAACGGCGAAAAGGGGACUCCGCAGAAGACACACUUCUCGUUCAUCGGCGAGGAGAUUCCGAUGCUGCUCGCUUUCUUCCAGAACAUUGCUUCGGUGGAGUUCUCGGAUGGCAAGCGGAUGAACAUCACGGACACUGAACUCCGAAAACUCAUCCUGUCGAAGGAGCAGGCAACCAGCCUCGUUCAGGAAAACCAGGAAGUCUUCUCUGAAGUGGUUCGGCAGGAGAUCACCAAGGAGGAUGUUGUCGCUCUCGGCUAUCGUAAGCGGCAGCUCGCAGCAUUUUCCAAGCUACUGAACGAGCCUGAGUACUUCGAGCAAGCGAAGGCGGCCAAAAAGAUCAAGGGCGAUGAGGCGCUCUGGCAAGCCUUCUUCGAGCGCAAUCAGUGGAUUUUCGGUUACGGCCUCAGCUACUUCUUCGUGACUGGCUUCGACAAUCGGAGGCUUGAGCAGGUCGUUGCAGGUCACGACAUGGUCCACCAUGGCAAGCGGGUCGAUAGCCUUAUGAAGACGAGAGGCAUCAUCAGCUCUCUUUGCUUUGUGGAGAUCAAGACCCAUCAAACAAAACUCCUUGAGUCCUCGGCCUACCGAGCCGGCUGCUGGGCACCAUCGAAGGAGUUGUGUGGCGCCGUUGCGCAGGUA